This is a messenger RNA of Ruditapes philippinarum (Manila clam), 1018 nucleotides long. Its product is annotated as ceramide-1-phosphate transfer protein-like. The transcript has 2 exons. Gene Ontology annotation, biological process: ceramide transport; intermembrane lipid transfer. Gene Ontology annotation, molecular function: ceramide 1-phosphate transfer activity; ceramide 1-phosphate binding. Bases 30 to 662 code for a protein of 210 amino acids. The record is from RefSeq and is a predicted model, not a curated record. Lineage: Eukaryota; Metazoa; Mollusca; Bivalvia; Venerida; Veneridae. Gene Ontology annotation, cellular component: cytoplasm; membrane; cytosol.
UCAAAACCGAAAGUACUAUUCAGCCCAAAAUGGCGUCAGAGUCGGACCACUUUGAUCUGCAAAGGUUAAACGACCUGUUAAACGCUUGCUACGAUGAAUCAGAAAUAAUUUGUUUGGAUAAUUAUGUGCAUGCAUACGAUGAGAUUUCAAAGUUGCUCAGAUUGAUGGGAGCUGUAUUUGGAUUUGUCAAUUCAGAUGUUGUAGAAAAAAUUGGAAUUCUUAGAGACUAUCGAAAGUCUGACAUUGGCGACCAUUUUAAAACUAUACAAAGCAUGAUCAAAUAUGAAGUGGAAACAAACACGACCAAUAAUAAGAAGAAAGCAUCUGGAUGCAGAACGUUACUGAGACUCCAUCGAGCUCUAGAGUUCAUCUCCGACUUCCUGAUCGCUGUGAAGGAUUCAGAUGAACAUGCCAAACUCUCAAGCGUCUGCUCUAAGAGUUAUUAUCGUACCUUAUCAAAACAUCAUCCAUGGAUCAUCAGGAAAGGUGUGGAUGUUGCAGUGUACACGAUACCGUCCCGCAAGCACUUCAUGGAGAAGUUGAAGAUGCAUGAUGUAAAGGAGACGGAAAGGGUUCUUGGAGAGACGGGAGCUCUUGGCAUGCAAAUAUUUAAUGUUGUGGAGAAUUUGUAUAAGGAAAACAAACUUCUGGAUCUACCAUAGUUAGUUUAGGUGACUUAAAUUAUACAAAUAUAAUGUUUAUAUCAGGACUUAUAUUUCCAGUUUUACAUGUUGCAUUUUGAAAAAUUUGUGUUGGUUAAGUUUAAUAGACGUUCAGCUUAAGCUUUAAGAAACUUAUUUAGUCAUUUACAGUAAGUUUUGUUUGAGAUGUCAGGAUAUAUAUAAAUAUGCAUGUAUAUUUUUCUUCAUUAUCUUGAAUACUUCACAAUAUCCUUUGUAUUGUAGUAUAUAUAUAUCAAAGAUUUACAAUUUUAUUAUUCUAAUCAUAAACACCAUAUAAACCUCACUUUUUAUUUCCAGUUUUGAAAUUUCUUUUAAAAUUUGGAUAAAUUUUGUAC